This is a messenger RNA of Aspergillus brunneoviolaceus CBS 621.78, 413 nucleotides long. RefSeq lists its product as uncharacterized. The transcript has a single exon. Lineage: Eukaryota; Fungi; Ascomycota; Eurotiomycetes; Eurotiales; Aspergillaceae. Bases 142 to 360 code for a protein of 72 amino acids. The record is from RefSeq and is a predicted model, not a curated record.
UAACGCUUGCUUCUUUUCUUGUGCCAGAUCUACACGCCUGAGGUGACUGUCGUGGAGAAGUUGGAGGAGAGUGUUCGUGGAGCUGGUGGUUUCGGUAGUACCGGUACCAACUAAAAAGAAUUAUUCAUAUGAAUCGAUGUGAUGAUGAUGAUUUUGGGAAGAUCAAAAGAUCGUUCUGUAUAUGCCUGGCAAUAUUUGGCGCAGAAGCAGGAAGGCAAAACGCUUUGGGGGGGGGGUUUGCGUUCAAAGAUUAGACCGUUUCGAUUGCGUAUACCUAAUGAAAUGCAUAUGAACUUGAAACACUGUCAUUAUACACUUCACGUUCUAUACCUCAUACUCUCCUUAUCAUCUAAUCCUUGAAUGAAAGUCUAUUGUCUACAGACCUCAAAACCAAGCCCUGCCCAUGCUAAACA